AUGGGAGGAUGCAACAUCUAUGAGAACUUUGAGACAAAGACUGUUGGUGUUGGAGAUGAUGUGACUCUGACAUGUCCUCGUGAUGCUUCUUUGUCUUUAUCACAAUUAUUCUGGUUCCGGCUCAUUUCUGGAGAUUUGCCUGAGGUUUUGGGAGGAACAUUUAGCUUUGAUUAUGACGAUGUUCACAAAACUCCUCGAAUCACAGCAAAACAAAAACCUGGAUUGUUUGUCAUGAUUAUCGAUAAAGCAAAAGUCGGCGACACUGGACUUUACUUUUGUGUGAAACAAGAGAGGAUUAAUAUGACAGUUUUAAAAGGAACAUUUCUGCAGAUUAAAGGACCAGAGCCCAGUAUCACCGCAGUCGUUCAAGACAUUUCACAGGAUCCAGUCCACCCAGGAGACCUGAUGACUCUGCAGUGUUCUGGUCUCUCUGAGUCUGAAAACAACACAUGUCCAGGGAAACACAGAGUGUUCUGGUUCAGAGCCGGAUCAGAUGAAAAUCAUCCCAGUGUCAUUUACACUCAUGGAAACAGACCUGGUGGAUGUGAGGAGAGUCCUGAGGCUCACUCUCCACAGAAAUGUGUCUACAGCUUCUCAAAGACCAUCAACUCCUCCGACUCCGGGACUUAUUUCUGUGCUGUGGCCGCAUGUGGAGAGAUAUUGUUUGGAAAAGGGACAAAGAUUGACAUCAAAGAACGAACAGCAAGUUUUGAAUUGAUCGGGCUGGUCAUAGCGAUACUCUGCUUGGUGAUUUCUCUGAUUGGAAAUGUUUCUCUCAUUUGCUUCCAAACUCCGAGAGAAGAAAGUGAACAAUCUAAAGCUGCUGUCGUCCUGCAAUUAAACAGCGAGAGGGUGACAAAUCAACAGGUAAAUCAUUUAAAGAUGUUCAUAUUGUCGUUAUGUUUUUGUCCGUUUAACAGCUCAUGUCUAUCUUUUCCCAGAUUGAUGAGGAGACUAAAGUUUACUCUGCUGUGGUCUUCACCAUGAGGAAAGCUGACCGUGGUGCAGUGAAGGAUGCAAAAUUAGCGCAGAGGAAAAGGAUGUGUGCUGCUGUGAAGGAUUUUGGUUUGAAUUAGUGAGUGAAAAGGUCCGUUUGGCUACAUGUGAUUUAGCUGGUUUUAGUUUGUUUAAAGCUUAAGAAAAUGCUGAUUACCUCCAAAUAUCUACACUUAGAUAACUUAAGGAGGUGCUAUGAAUAUUCUAUCAGGCAGGUUGUGACUGUAUUGGUAUGUGUAUGCAAAUGAUAUUCUAUAAUUCAUAAUAAAAUGUAUUUGUCAAACCUCCUUGGAUUAAAGGACUGUAACAUUCAAGCUU
Molecule: messenger RNA, 1314 nt
Organism: Labrus mixtus (cuckoo wrasse)
Lineage: Eukaryota; Metazoa; Chordata; Actinopteri; Labriformes; Labridae
Exons: 5
Coding region: 1-987 (328 amino acids)
Biological process (GO): response to bacterium
Source: RefSeq, a predicted model, not a curated record